Messenger RNA from Laetiporus sulphureus 93-53, 1940 nucleotides. RefSeq lists its product as uncharacterized. The coding region runs from base 67 to 1638 and encodes 523 amino acids. The transcript is spliced from 3 exons. The record is from RefSeq and is a predicted model, not a curated record. Lineage: Eukaryota; Fungi; Basidiomycota; Agaricomycetes; Polyporales; Laetiporaceae.
GCAUCAUGUGCGGCCUGAUAUCUGAUCAUCGACGAUAAACUUCUUUCUGGUGAACCAUCGGGCGUAAUGAUGUCGGAACUCUGCCAUCGCUCUCUCGACAUGAUACCUGAGGAACUUGAGAAGGAAAGUCGUCCUGCUGUCGUACAAUCCGGCAUGUAUGCAGCGGAAAUGCUAUCCAGGCGCUAUGCAAUGCGCGCAGUUAAUGUUGUCAUCGUUGACGAAUUAGCAUGGGUAUGGUGGUAUGAUCAACAAGGUACAAUCCAGUCGAGCGGUAUCGACUUCAUCAAGGACCUUCCCUGUUUCCUUGUUCUCAUUGCCACAUUCCGUCAUUUGGGUCUGCGUGAAUGGGGUGUUGACGCCACACUGGGAAGGGAUGGACGUCAGUAUCAUUUGAGGAGGGCUACAAGAGAACAUACAAGGAACGACAAAACGGUUCACGAGAUCCACCCUCGUCGCAAACCCCAUGGCUUCGAUGUCGUAUUCGGAGAUCGCGAAGAUCAGACGAAUGUCAAGACAGUGGCCACUGUUACACGUCCUGACAAAAUUGUUAAAUCGCAAUAUCCCCCUUUCGGUCCGGAAACAAGGGACUUUGAGGCCACGCAGAAGAAGGCGACCCAAGCAGAUGCAGUCAUGAAGAUAUACUGGCCGGAGGUCACUCUCACGAGCGAGGCCGUCGUUUUGGAGCACGCAGUAGAACUGGGUCGAGGAGACCCGCUCAUAGAGGGACAUCUGCCCACAGUACUUGCCUCGUACGACUUGGGUUACUCCACCGGAACGAUUGGCGAGGACAUUCAGAAAGAAAGGCGAACUGAUGGGGAUGCUAUCGGUGACUCACGUUGCAUGCGCCUACUGCUGAUGCGGAAACUGUUACCCAUCGAGGGAUUGCCCGCUGAGGAGUUUCUCCGUGUAUGGGUGGAAUGCUAUCGAUGUCAUUUCGCACUCUGGAUGAAGGGCUUUGAACACACGGACAUCAGUAUUGACAACCUGCUCUAUGACCCCAUCAGUCGAAAAGGUGUUCUGAAUGUUUUCGAUUUGGCUAGGAUCCGCCUGGACAGUAAGAACCAGGCGACAGGGCAGGAACAGACUGGCGCCAUCCCCUUCAUGGCAAUGGAUCUCCUCUCAAGAGAAUGUUUCCGCGGAGAGAUCGUGCGUUUGUACCGCCACGAUUUCGAAUCAUUCCUUUGGAUCCUGCCCCAUAAGCUGCUGCGUGGCGUCGAUGAACAAGGUGCAAAUUUGGCAAAAUGGGAUACUGGCGAUUACAAUCGUUGUCUAGACUCCAAGAACACCUUUCUCAACACGAAUUUGGGAAGAUGGAGGGCUAAGGAUGAGAAUGAACGGGUUUGGGAAGGCAUUGGGUACUGGUUGAUGGACUGGUUGAGGGAUAAACUUUACGAGAUGACAAAGUUGCAUGGUGUCAGGAAUCUGGCACCAGAAGAGCUGUCACAGAGUGACCUCGACAAGAUAAAUCGAUGGGAUGAUCAGUCCAACCAGUCGGCCAUUCAGGUUCUCAAAGAAGCUGAGAGUGUCAUUGCGACGCGCUUGGCUAAGGCGGGUUCCUUCAUUCCCUUCCAACCACUCUCUGACGAAGAGCUCCAACGGUAUCUCACCUCUCGAUCAACUCCUCCUUCAUCCUCCUGAGUUCCACCUUCUCCCCUCACCUUCAAUUAUGGCACCAUAUUUACCUUGCGACAGCAAGGUCUCUCCCAGGCCACAAUGUAACACGUUUUUUGUCACGUUCUUUGACAUUGUUUGUCAUCAUUUGCAUUAAUUUGUUUUUGUCAUCGAUGGCGAUUGUCCAGCCACUUUCGCAUCACAUCUGCCUAAUCGUACAUCCGAUGUCUUACUGCUCUCCUUCGCACUCCUAUUUUCCAUACUUCCUGUUGCACAUCUCCAUCGUGUGGUCGAAUGUACAUUGUACACACGCUCACCUAAUAGUACAG